CUUAUUAUUGUUGUCAGUUUGUUGUAUUGUGUUGUGGUUAUACAAAUUGUGUGAAAUAAUAAAUUAUAAAUGAAAUGGAGAAUGUACUAGUACUUAAAGAUUACAAAACUGUGCCGGACAUUGUGCACGAAUACAGUCCGACGCUUAAAUUUGGCCAUAUUCCGUUAGUUAUAGAUAAUGGUUCCUAUCAAUGCAGAGUUGGUUGGUCAAUUAAUGAUGAACCUAACCUGAUAUUUAAGAACUUGAUAGCCAGACCUAGGAAGGACCGAUGCAAGAAAGAUGCUGAACCUCCUGCCACUCCACCAAUACAGAUUGGCAACGACAUCAUUAAUAUAGAAGCAGUAAGAUUCCAGCUAAAGACUCAGUUUGAUAAGAAUGUAGUCACACACUUUGAGGCCCAGGAGCAAGUAUUUGACUACAUCUUCUCACACUUAGGCAUUGACAAUGAUGGCAGUGUUCCUCACCCUAUUGCUCUGACAGAAGCCUUCGUUACACCCAAUUACUCUAGACAGUUGAUGUCUGAGCUGCUGUUUGAAGGCUAUGGUGUUCCCGGAGUGAGCUAUGGUGUGGAUUCAUUAUUCAGUAUGUACAAGAAUGACAUUGGCGACACAGCUCUCAUUGUCAACUGUGGCUACCACACCAUACAUAUUAUACCUGUAAUCAGGGGGCAGGUGAUUGUGGAUCAUGCUAGAAGGAUUAAUUUAGGGGGCAGUGAAAUGAUUUACUACUUGCACAAGCUCCUUCAACUGAAAUAUCCAGUACAUGUGAAUGCUAUCACCAUGUCAAGAGUAGAGGAAAUACUUCAGGAGCAUUGCUCCAUAGCUCUUGAUUAUCAGGAAGAAAUCAGAAAAUGGGCAAACCCUGAUUACUAUGAGGCCAAUGUGAAGAGAAUACAGCUACCUUAUGUGCAAGCUGCUACCUCAUCUGGUUUGACAGCUGAACAGCAAAAGGAACGAAAGAAAGAGAUGGCGCGCCGAUUGCUCGAAAUAAAUGCAAGGAAACGCGAAGAGAGACUUGCUGAGGAUGAAGAACAGCUAAAUCAACUUCUUGCUAUAAAGGAUAUGAUAGAGGAUGGCGAUACCGAUGAAUUCAAUGAAGCCAUAAAAGGAUUUGAUAUCAAAAGCUAUGAAGAUCUUCAGAGACAAAUAUCGAAUAUACACAUGCGCAUAGAGAAGAACAAACAGCGGAUUGUUGCGGCUGCUACUGCCGAAGAGAACUUGGAAACUCGUCCGACUGGCCGGUUGAAUCCGCCUACUGAGCCAGAGGCGUUCCAAACGUGGCUCAAUGAGACGCGAUCUAAGUAUCGCGAACUAGUAGCACGUCGCGAAGCUCGCCGUGCCCGUCGCGCCGCGAUGGUGAAGCGACGCACGGCUGCGGCCGCUGAACGUAUGCGAGUCAUCUCCCGCCUUGCUGCGGCCGGAGACGACUUCGGAAACCAAGACUCUGAUUGGGAUGCGUAUAAAAGUAUAAGUCGCGAAGCUGAUUCCGAUUCGGAAGCUGACGGUGAACGUCUCAUGGAGUUAGAGGAAGCGCUUCGUGAAUAUGAACCUCCUCCAGCGAAUUCCAGUCAACAUCAUCAACUGCACUUGGCUAUAGAACCGCUAAGAGCUCCAGAGCUAAUGUUUCAACCUUCAAUGAUGGGCAACUUAGAAGCAGGGUUGGCAGAAACUAUGGAGUAUGUGUUCAAACACUUUAGUCCUGAAGAUCAGCUGCUGUUAGCAAAUAAUGUGUUCCUCACAGGAGGCAGUUCUCAAUUCCCAGGACUAAAAGAAAGACUCGAAAGAGAACUUCUAGAAAUGAGACCGUUUCAAUCUACUCACAAGGUAGUGGUGGCCAAGAACCCCAGUCUGGACGCUUGGUACGGAGCCAGGGACUUUGCUGGUAGCAAUGAGUUUGAAAAUUGGUGUAUUUCGAAAGAAGAGUAUUAUGAGAUGGGUGGAGAGUAUUUGAAGGAACAUUACGCAAGUAACAAGUAUUACAAGAGCCCAGCACCGAUUGUUGAUAAUACUCUCGCGCCGUCCAUCGAUGCCAACGUCGUGAAAGAAGAAAUAGUUGUGGAUUGCUAGAUGUAAGGUUUGCUUGAUUAAAGUUACUUAUUCAGUACA
Spodoptera frugiperda (fall armyworm) is the source of this 2105-nucleotide messenger RNA. RefSeq names its product actin-related protein 5 (gene Arp5). The record is from RefSeq and is a predicted model, not a curated record. The transcript has 12 exons. Gene Ontology annotation, biological process: regulation of DNA-templated transcription. Gene Ontology annotation, cellular component: cytoplasm; Ino80 complex. Bases 75 to 2066 code for a protein of 663 amino acids. Lineage: Eukaryota; Metazoa; Arthropoda; Insecta; Lepidoptera; Noctuidae.